Paramuricea clavata is the source of this 543-nucleotide messenger RNA. The record is from the annotation of a GenBank genome assembly. NCBI's taxonomy places the organism in Eukaryota, Metazoa, Cnidaria, Anthozoa, Malacalcyonacea, Plexauridae.
AUGAAUUUUCAUGUGUACUUAUGGAUUAGAAGGUUUAUUAAAAAUCCUAGUUUACUUCAGCAGUAUUCUGAUAGGUUAAAGGUAAUAUCUAGUAAUAUUCCUGUUAAGGGUCAGCGGGAGGUUGAUAAGUUUAGUGAUAGUCGAGCAUCUAUUGGAAUUGUGUACAGGAAGUUUAGAAAUGAUCAUAGAACUGUUAGAAAUGUUAGGUAUGCUAAAAAUACAUCUGGAAUGAUAGUUGGGAUUAGUUAUGAUGAGCUUACAGGUAUGUCUUCCCUUGCUAGUCUAAAUGAUUAUAUGAGGUAUUACGCAAACAAAAGCGCGGGUCUUGUUGAUACCUCACUUCUUCAGGAAAGCUUGCAAUGUUAUGUAUACUGUGUCCUUGGAGCUCAAGCUAAUACUCGGUGGGCUAUAGUAAACCGCGGAACCUUCUCUUUACUGUCUCAAAACGGAUUCCGUAAACUUGUAGAAGAUGUUGUAGUUCAAACUGAUAUUUCAGUUGGAAUCACUAAUAUGAGAACAGCAAUUAGAGAUACUAACGCAAUA